Eurytemora carolleeae is the source of this 921-nucleotide messenger RNA. Its product is annotated as zinc finger protein 271. The record is from RefSeq and is a predicted model, not a curated record. Lineage: Eukaryota; Metazoa; Arthropoda; Copepoda; Calanoida; Temoridae.
AUGGGACUCCUUCUUCACCUACAGACCCGUCUUCAUGACUCUGCGCUUCAACCACAAUAUAUCUGCGCAACUUGUAAUGAAAUAAUCGAUGGCUUCUUGACUCUGAGACAAAGAGCAGUAAAUAAUGAGAAAAUAGUUCUGAAAUAUCAACUUGAAAUUGCACAGAAAGGAUUGAAAGAAGUGUUAGAACAGAUAAAAAAUACGGAUGAGUAUGAGGAGAAUGAGAUAAAAAAUACGGAGGAGUACGAGGAGAAUGAGAAGCAUGGAGAGAUGAAGACUGGCGAGGAUGAUGAGGAUGCUGCAUCUAUUCUCAAACCAGAGUCAUUUCAGUGCAACCAAUGUGAAGAAGUAUUUAGUGAAAAUUCUAUUUUAAAACAUCACAUGAAGACAAAACAUCCGCCCAACCAUGAGUGUUCUACUUGUAAUCUUGUUUUCAAGCGGAAACAUUCGUUAAUUAAACACAAGAAAAGCUUUCAUGAUGGAUUAUUUACUCCCUGUGAUAUCUGUGAUAAACUCGUGAAGGAUCUGGGAUAUCACAAGAGAAGUGUUCACAAGAAGAUUUUGUUCAAUUGUGAAUCUUGCGGUAAAUCCUACACGUCUAAGAGUGCGCUGGAUUAUCAUAAACAGAGAGUUCACAGUACAGACAGUACAGAUGUGUGCCAGUACUGUGCAGCUGAGUUGUCUGUGAAGAGUAUGAAACUACAUAUAAAGCUAAAGCACAGUGGUCAAGUAGAAAGGACAAUUCCUUGCCAGCAUAAUAAUUGUUCUAAACUUUUCAGAACUAAUCAGCAGGCAACAGUUCAUUAUAAGACAACGCAUCUGAACAUGAAAGAAAUGUGUUGUUACUGUAAUAAAGAGUUUAAAAACCUAGUUUCUCACAUUAGUCAAAUUCAUAAACAGAGCAAACAUACUUGUGAUCAG